CGACUGUACAUUAAUCCACUUCUCGCUCUAUUCCGAUACCCUCACGAGGAAGAUGGGAUUCUACGACGAGAUCGAAAUUGAGGAUAUGAUAUGGGACGACGCCAAGGGCGUGUUCCACUACCCCUGCCCGUGUGGAGACCGAUUCGAGAUCUCGCGCAAGCAAUUGGCAAAUGGGGAGGAUAUUGCUGUUUGCCCGAGCUGUAGUUUGGUGAUUCGUAUAAUCUACGAUUAUCUUGAUUUCGAGGAUGAAGGGGAUGAUGACGAGGAGGUCAAAGAGGAAGAAGCUGAGGAAUCAGACGACAACGCUGACGAGAAGUUCGAGGAUGCUGUCGAGCGCCUCGAAGUCGACCUUACCUCCCGCAUGGCUGAGGCACGCGUAUAGAAUAAACUUCAAACCGGCGCGAACGCACAAGCAGUUGCAUCCUCGUCGACAUCACCAACCCAUCGGGGAGUGUGCAUCGAAGCAUUACAACGCGGAUGAUGCUGGGUGGGAACGGCGGGGUGCUGAUCUCCGGAGAUCAUAGAUACCAGCUUCCUGCU
This is a messenger RNA of Dacryopinax primogenitus, 540 nucleotides long. Its product is annotated as zf-CSL-domain-containing protein. The transcript has 2 exons. The record is from RefSeq and is a predicted model, not a curated record. Gene Ontology annotation, biological process: protein histidyl modification to diphthamide. Gene Ontology annotation, molecular function: metal ion binding. The coding region runs from base 53 to 382 and encodes 109 amino acids. NCBI's taxonomy places the organism in Eukaryota, Fungi, Basidiomycota, Dacrymycetes, Dacrymycetales, Dacrymycetaceae.